AGUCGAAGGAAAGAGCAGAGCCCGGGACUCUGAACGCAGACAUUCACUCAGGAAAAAUUCUCUCAUGUCAUCUGAGAUCUUUUUGGGGCUUUCGAUGAUUGACAACACGAAUGUGUGUUUUAUUCAAAGACCGAAGAUGGUGUUUAUGGUUGUUGUUUUUUUAACACUCUUAAAACCUGUAAGAUCACACAUGAUCUAAAAUAUUAUUUGCUUUCCUCGAGAGAGAAAAAAAAACAUGGUUUCAUUUACAAACAUGGUUCUGGAUAUAUAUAUCGCUGAUAUUGUAGGACAUGUAAAUACAUGGAUGAUUCCAAAAUUGUUGGUAAGUGAGGCGCCAAUAGAAGUAACGUUAAUGGUUUGGGAACAAAUCUGUUACUAAUUUUCUCCCGUACGUGUAAAUGUAGAAUCUAACGCAUGGAUGUGUUAGUUUUUAAUGCUUCUUUUUAUUGCGUUUUUGUGGUGUGAAGAACAACACUGUCACAUUUACAUUGAGUGUUUUGAUACUCUGAGACUGUUCCUAAGCGAGAGCCAUGAUGGCCAAACAUUGUCCUAAUGAUGACCUGAGUAAGAUCCCUGACGAGGAACUGGUCAGGUGGAGCAAAGAGGACUUGAUCAAGAGACUGAGGAGGGUUGAUGGUGAGAAGAUGAACCUGAUGCUUGAGCAUGGGAACAUGAUGAAGGAUAUCAACCGCAGACUGCAGGUGCACCUCCACGAGAUUCGCAAUCUCAAGGAGAUCAACCAGAAACUGCAAGACGACAACCAGGAGCUCAGGGAACUCUGCUGCUUUCUGGACGAUGACCGACAGAAAGGUAAGAAGCUGUCUCGGGAAUGGCAGAGGUUUGGGAAGUUUACGGCGAGCUCCGUAUGGAAGGAGGUGAGCACCUAUCAGCAGAAGCUCAAGGAGCUGGAGAUCAACCAGGAAAACGUUCUGCGGGAGAACGCAGAGCUAAAAGACAUCAUUCUCAUGUUGGACGAGGACAGGAACGGAGCUGGAUCGAGGAGUUCUAUAGACAGUCAGUCCAGCCUGAGCAACCUCAAUGGAGGAUCGGGCACUGUAAGAGAUGUUGGCGAUGGGAGUAGCACAUCUAGCGGUGGAAGCGCUAGCAGCCCAGACCAUCAUCAUAACCAUAUCCACAAGACUGUAGAAGCAAAGAGUGGCACUGCGAGAAGAUCAAUGGAUGAUCUGCCCGCUCCACAUCAUCACAGGAGCAUCCCCACUGGUCUUAAUGAUGCAUCCUCCAACUACAUUCGGCAGCUGGAAACCAAGGUCCGGAUUCUAGAGGAUAAUAACAACAAACUGCUGUCACAACCCUGUAGCCGCUACAGCUUAUCAAAGCUGUCCAUGAAGUAUAAUCCGGGAGACCUGCGAGCCCUGAGGAAGGGCAUGACCCUUUACCACUCAGAAUCACAGCUGUCUUCCCUCCCGCAGAGACAGGAAGCCCUGCUGAACGGCACUGGAAGACUGCAGACCAGUGAAUCUUCUCCUUCCACUGGAUUUAUCUCAUCUGCACAGAAACCUGAAGCUGUGGUUCAUGCAAUGAAGGUUUUGGAGGUACAUGAUAAUCUGGAAAAGCAGCUUCCAGAAGAAAGUGAGGAAGACCUGAGUGAAAAAGAGAAGGCCAUAGUGCGAGAAAUGUGCAAUGUGGUGUGGAGAAAGCUGGGCGACGCAACAGGUUCAAAGCCAUCCCUCCGACAGCAACUCUCUGGAAAUCAGUUCAAAGCUCCUCUAUAACGAGAACAUUUCUCCUCUUCAUCCUCCGUGCAAGACCAAAAUGCUUUGGUGACACAAACGCUCCACCUUCUUCCAUGUCAGAUCAUUUGGAGUCGAACGUGCCAUUGACGUUGGAUCACUGCACACCAGUUUUCAGAUUUUGCAUUCAGUGAACGUUCAAAGCAAUAAUCACAUUAAACUAACAUUGUUUUCCUCUUAAUUAUAUACGUUUUUUUGUUGACAAAAUGGUUUGGAUAUGAAUUUAUGGCCUUGACCCAAAUGGUGCACCUUCGAUGAGCCUUUUUAACAAUCCAGGACCAAUGCGUUCACAUGUAGACUCAGAGGCGAACCACAACGGAUGAUAUAAUUUGGGUUGAGAACCAAGAAGCCUGGCAGCUAGUCAUGUUUGGUCAGCUUGCGUCUUCUGUUUUCUUUUACCUCUUUUUUUAAAAGAUACAAUAACGUCAUAAAAGCAGGGUCCAUCAAACUUGCAAAAUAAGCAAUAGCAGAUAAAUCUCAUCUUGCGACUUAUGGGCUCCUGUUUGUGCAUCAGUAUGACAGAAAUUACUCUAUAAGGCAAUGUAAGAUAUGUAUAAAGGUUUUUAAUCAAUUUAUUAUAUCGUCUUUUUAAGUGUUUUUACUUUUUCUAGUGGUUGUUUUUACUACUCAACAGAGUAUAGGGUUUCUUGACAGACAAUGCAACUGAAACACAACAGCAGCACAACACAUGCUAAUUAUGAUUUUUCAAUUUUUGUAUAAAAAAAAGAUGCCAAUUACAACCUACAGUACUUAGACUUUGUAUGGUAAAGAUGUCAAAUGUUGAAACAGUGUGCUGUGCAUGCUUGACAAUCUAGUCUCUCAGGUCUUGAGAUACUUGUACAUGAAUAAGUACACUAACCAGCCAUUUAAUAAGGUACACCUGUCCAACUGCUCGUUAACACAAAUCUCAAGUCAGCCAGUCACAUGGCAGCAACUCAAUGCAUUUAGGCAUGUAGACAUGUGCUGCCUCCCAAUUCGCAUACUUAUACUACACCCUAAAAGUAUGUACUUUUUUGUGAAGGAAAAUUACACCCUUUUGAGUGUGUAACAGAAGGGUAUGAAAGCUUUUGGGACAUACUACUUCCUCGUAAACAGAUUGUUGUGUUGCUUAGUUACGAACCCUGUCAAUCAUCCACACAUCAUCCACAUUUCUUUCAUAUUUAAUUUCCUACCAUAUUGGAGAAGCAGCAGCAGAUUAAUUUCCCAUUCACGAGUCUUUCAUGCAGAGAAAUCUCCUCAGGUGUUUGGAUAAUUCUGCAUUCAGACGUUAAUGUCCAAACACGUCUUUAUAUAAGUUCAGUAUUGUUGUUGCAGAUUAAAUAUAACACAGAAAACGCGAUUAAAACAUGUUCCAUUGGGCUAGAUAUUAAUUAACAGUCAUACAAACAUCUUUACCGAAGCCUCUCUACUUGACGAUUGGUCUCACGCAUCCAUCAUGUUUGUAGUUUGUUUACAUAUUUCACCCGUGUUUGUAGUUCUAAAUCGAAUUCACAUCCUACGCGCAAUGUAUUGUGGGCAAUAUCAGCGGUUAGAGUAUGGACGCUUCUACACUUCAAGUUUUUUAUCGAAAAUAGUAAACCAUGCGGGAACCUUUGGCAUACUCUUUUCAAAAUACUACGAUUUGGGACAUACUAAUUCUAUUUUCAAAUACCAUUUAGGACAGAUAGUAUGCGAAUUGGGAUGCAGCAAUGGUCAAGACAAUCUGCUGAAGUUUAAACCGAGUAUCAGAAAGUGAUUUAAGUGACAUGAACUUUGAACGUGGCAUGGUUGUUGGUGCCAGACGGGCUGGUCUGAGUAUUUCAGAAAAUGUUCAUGCACAACCAUCUCUAGGGUUUACAGAAACCAAAAAAGAGAAAAUAUCCAGUGAGCGGCACUCCUGUGGGCGCAAAUGCCUUGUUGAUGCCAGAGGAGAAUGUUCGAGGACUUGUUCGAGCUGAUAGAAAGGCAACAGUAAAUCAAAUAACCACUCAUUACAACCGAGGUAUGCAGAAGAGCAUCUCUGAACACACAAAACGUCCAACCUUGAGGCAGAUGGGCUUCAGCAGCAGAAGACCACUCUGAGUGCCACUUCUGUCAGCUAAGAACAGGAAAAUAAAGCUACAAUUCAUACAGGCUCACCAAAAUUGGACAGUAGAAGAUUGGAAAAACGUUGCCUGGUCUGAUGAGUCUCGAUUUCUGCUGCGACAUUUGGAUGGUAGGGUUAGAAUUUGGCAUCAACAAUAUGAAAGCAUGGAUCCAUCUGCCUUGUAUCAACGGUUCAGGCUGCUGGUGGUGGUGUAAUGGUGUGGGGGAUAUUUUCUUGGCACACUUUAGACCCAUUACUUUGUUGAAUUUAUGCCAUGAAGGAUUAAGGCAGUUCUGAAGGCAAAAAGGGGUCCAACCCAGUACUAGUAAGGUGUACCUAAUAAAGUGGCCGGUAAGUGUACAUUUACAUGGGUCAUUCUUUAUUUGGGGUGGCAAAUGAGAGGAAGAAUUUAUUAAAGUACUUUUUUUUUUUCUUUUCUUUUUUUUAUAAAAUGUAUUGUUAUGAAAGCAGCAACCAUUGACUUCCAUAGCAUUUUUUAAAGUCAAUGACUGCUUUUUUCCUCAACAUUCUUCAGAUUAUCUUGUUUUGUGUUUUCUGUAAACAGAUUUAGAACCACUCAAGUGUGAGAAAAUAGUAAGGGCAUUAUUUAUUUAUUUUUUUAAUUAUCUAUUUAAAAGUGCACAAAUAGUUUGUGCCCUACAGAAUACAAACAUUUCAUGAUUAAUUGGUAUUUAACUUUUAUUUCAGCUGUAUAGGGACGUCUCUUGCCACCACAAAUGAAGAAUGACCCACAUCAUGAUGCAUCUGAAGCGAUAGUUUCAGCCCCUAUUGUUAUUUUGUCAUGUCUUUGAUUAUGGUGACACUUCCUGUGUACCUUUUAACUGACCCAUUACAAAUCAAGACAACUUUUAUAUGACUAAAAUUAAUAUGCUAACCGAAUGUUUAAAGACCUAGUUUGUUCACUUUGACCCCAUGUAAGGGUGACCUACAGAUCUAAUCCUCCUGAAAGCCUUUGCACGUUAUGCUGUUUGGUGUCCACAUUGAUGCGUGGCAGAUAAUUACUAUGGUAAAUGAGGCCAAAGUUUACAUUCAAGAAAGUUUGUGUGUUUUACAAAAAAGUGGACUCAUUGUCUUCUCCUAAUGUAUUACCUGGAAAGAAAACUGCACUUAUCUUGCAAUUUCAUGCCAUUUAAAGGACUAGUUCACCCAAAAAUGAGUAUUCUGUUACUCACCGUUGUGUCGUUUCAAUCCUCUAAUACUUUUAACCUUCAUAACACAAAUUUUGAUAUUUUAGAUGAAAUCUGAGUGCUCUCUCAUCCUCCAUAGACAGCAAUUAUCCUGAGAUGUUUAAAAUCCAGAAAAGGAACCAAUAACAUUUCAUGUGACUUUGCAUGUUUCUACAGGUGAUUUGACGCUUGAGUGUCCCACUGCUGACAUUAAAGAGGGUUGCAAGGCAAGUUUAUUUAUAUAGCACAUUUCAUACACAAUAGUAAUUAAAAGAUCAAAGUGCUUUACAUAAACACGAAUAAAAGAAACAAGAAAAUAAAAACAACAAAGAAUAAAAAUUCUUAAAAACAGAUUAAAAUGUGUUAAAACAAGUUAUAAAGGAAUGAAAAAAAGAAGACAUAAUAGUCAAUCUCUGCGCAUUCAGUAAAGGCACAGCUAAACAGAUGUGUUUUCAGUCUGGAUUUGAAUGUGCCUAAUGUUGGAGCACAUCUGAUCAUCUCUGGAUGCUGAUUCCAGCAGUGAGGGGUCGAACUGGCCGAAGGCUCUUGGAACUUCUAAUGUAUAUGAUCCUAAAGAUCUGAGUGAUCUGAUAGUUUGGUAUUCAGUGAGCAUAUAUGUAAUGUAUUGAGGUCCUAGGCCAUUUAGUGAUUAAUAGACUAGUAGUAAUACUUUAAAAUCUAUUCUGAAUGUAAGAGGGAGCCAGUGUAAAUACCUGAGGACAGGUGGGAUGUCCUCUGAUUUUCUGGUUGUAGUCAGAAUUUUGACAGCAGCAUUCUGGAUGAGAAUGUUUUCUGAUUGACAAUAACAUUGGCAAUCACCUACAGCCAAUGAGAGAGCAGCAUUCACUAGUACGGGUACCCGCAGGCCAGCGGAAGGUUGGGGAACAAGUUAAAAGCAUUCAUUUUUAGUUUAUUUGGACCCAAGAAAUGGAGGAAAAACUAGUGUCAAUUUGCCACGAGCACUGUGUCUGUUUGACGUGUCAUCUGAUCAAUAUCACAAUCAGGUCGAAAAGUAAAAAAAGUUGAGAAGAGAUUGCUAAUUCCCUUCAACAGCCAGGUGAGCAACACGUUUCUAAACCUAACGCCUUCUUUUUCCAUUAUGUAGUUAAUAACGAAAGAUAUAUUACGUGACAUCGCAUUGUUUCCAUGUCACUUCUCGCGUGUUAGGUUGUGAGACGUAGUUUGGACAAAGUUGUCUGUGAUUCUUCCUAUUUUAAAGUCAUGCAGUGUGAACUCUCCUGUCGUCGAUCCAUUCUACAGUGCCCUAAGGGUGUCCACCAAAGCGUUUUUGCGCAGCUAAAUAUUCAAGCAUUCUUUUAAUUGAAAAUAAUAGAAGCUGCUCAGCUCAGGAAAAUUCUUUGGUGGACACUCGCUGUAAGCAUAGAAAGUUGUUGACCAUGCGUCUUAUGAUCUCGGGAUUGUUGCUGUCUAUGGAUGAUGAGGGAGAUCUCUGAUUUCAUCUAAAAUAAUUUACUUUCUAACGAUAAACAUCAAUGAAGGUCUUAAUGGAUUGAAAUGACGUGAGAACGAGUGAUUGUCAGAAUUUAAAUUAUUAUCUGAUCCUAUAAAUAUGUGCUGCAGAGAAUUAUUUGCCCUGAAAGUUUGGGGUAGGUCAUUCACUAAUACAUUACAUAUUUCUCAUCCACUGGCUAAUUUGUCAGUACCUGUCAGUAUUAUUUAACCCAAUUUAUGUUUAAAUGAAACACAUAUGCCCUCAUAGGUCUGAAAAGCCUGCUGUUUGAUAGGGAACAAUUUUAACAUCAAUCCUAAAUAUUGAUAGAGGUCUGGAUAUAUAGCAAGUGAUGUUCGGCUCAUUUAAAUGCACGUCUGAAACAGUUUCUUUUUCCUGCAAAAUAUUUUCAGUGUCAGAUAAACUGUUUUUAAACAGCCAUGCAUAUGAAUGAAAAAACAAGGCUGUGUUUAGAAUACAAUACUGGCAUAAUGCUUAUUGUGCAAUACAUAUCAGAUAUGAAUAUUUUAUGGACAAUUCUAAUGCACAUGUUGAUACCAUAAAGAAAGAAAUUGUAUUUUUGAUUAAAUUCAGCUCAAACUCAAAAAUGAAGGUUGAGCACACUGCAUUCUGCUAUGCAUUAUUGUGCAAUGUGUAUUUUGUUAUAGUAUAUACUGCAGAAAUAUGCAGUGUUAAAUUAGUAUGCCAUUCUGAACAUGUCCAGAAGUUAUUUUGUAAAAGGAUAAAGGCUUAAGAUAAAUGUUUGAAGAGUUCUAGCAUAGGUGUUUAAUCUUGAAACCUUUAUUGGACGAGGAACCAGACUUCAUUAACAUAGAUAACAAUAUGAUUUUUUAUUUAAGUCAUAAAAGUUCAAAAGAUUUGUAAUAACCCCCAAUAACACUCCAGGGUUUUUUUUAUUUACAAUCAGUCGAAAGUUGAAUGAGUGCCCUAUAAAGGGUUAAUGGUGCGAUUGAUGUCUCACUUAUAAUACGUUGCUACUGUUAUUAAUGAAAAGUGUUGGAAAAAGAUCUUAUACAGAAUAAAAAGUGCACUCUCUCUUGGGAAAUGGUCGAACCACAAAGCCAUGAUUAUAUUUUUGGCAUGUGCUGCCUCUUUUGUGCAUGGGUUUUAUUUGUUACCAAUGCCCUGUGCUUUUUCAUUGUGUAAAACCUCUGAGGUUCACCCUGUUUUCUGUGUUAAUAAUAAAAGGACUGCAUGACUGCAGGAGACAUCGAGUGGAAUUUUAUGGCAAAGAUGUAAAUGAAACAUUGUAAAAAGUGAACCAAUUGAUUUAUCAAUAAAAAGACUAUUGCUUUCAA
This is a messenger RNA of Danio aesculapii, 7772 nucleotides long. It is a transcript of the gene ccdc85cb, whose product is annotated as coiled-coil domain containing 85C, b. The transcript has 7 exons. Bases 531 to 1733 code for a protein of 400 amino acids. Gene Ontology annotation, cellular component: apical junction complex. Lineage: Eukaryota; Metazoa; Chordata; Actinopteri; Cypriniformes; Danionidae. The record is from RefSeq and is a predicted model, not a curated record.